Staurois parvus is the source of this 609-nucleotide messenger RNA. The record is from the annotation of a GenBank genome assembly. NCBI's taxonomy places the organism in Eukaryota, Metazoa, Chordata, Amphibia, Anura, Ranidae.
AUGGAUAACUAUGACAUCAUGCGAAUGAUUGGAGAAGGAGCAUUUGGAAAAGCAUUUUUGGCAAAAGGAAAAAAAGACAACAUCCACUCUGUAAUAAAGGAGAUUAACAUUUCUAAGAUGCCUCCAAAGGAGAAAGAGGCAUCUCAGAAAGAGGUUACCCUUUUGUCUAAAAUGAACCAUCCAAAUGUUGUAACUUUCUUCACAUCAUUUAAAGAGAAGAAUAGUCUGUACAUUGUCAUGGAAUACUGUGAUGGCGGGGAUCUGGCGAAGAGAAUAAACAAGCAGAGAGGUGUUCACUUUGAUGAAGACCAGAUUCUCAGUUGGUUUGUGCAGAUUUCUUUGGGUCUAAAGCAUAUUCAUGACCGCAAAGUGCUUCACAGAGAUAUUAAAGCGCAGAACAUAUUUCUCACCAGUAAUGGGACAAUGGCCAAACUGGGAGAUUUUGGUAUAGCAAGAAUGUUAAACAGCACAAUGGAAUUGGCACGUACAUGUGUUGGGACUCCUUAUUACCUUUCUCCAGAAAUCUGUGAAAACAGGCCUUAUAAUAAUAAGACGGAUAUCUGGUCUCUUGGCUGUGUGUUAUAUGAACUGUGUUCCCUUAAACAUCCU